AGCACAAAAUACCUUUCACUUUGACACUACAGUACUACAGUGUAGUUCCACUAAAGUCAUCUAGAGACUAAAGCUUUUAGCGGUGAUGAUGAUACUCACAAAUUUGCUGAUCAAGAAAUUGAUCCUUAUAUAUCUUAUAAUGAUCCUCAUGACAAGUCAGACUCUGACCUUUAUGCCUUUGAUGUCGAAAUCCAAGACACAUCAGGACAUAACAAGUGAUGCAAUUUUACAGACAACAGCUGAUAUCUGUAAGUCACGAGCACUCCGGGAAGGACGAAGUUUUGUUCUGCCAGGUGCAUUGACAGUAAAGUCUGUGGCCGGAAGCUGUUACUCACCUGAUUCAGCCAAAGGUUUUCAAAGCAGCCUAGAGGAGAUAGUUAUAUUCAAUGCCUGGGUCGAUGUUCGGUAUGUUUUUACUGGAAGUUACCAUUUUGACAAUGAGGAGUUUUUAGCUGGACGGAAUCUUAUUACUGAAGGAGUUUCUGCUGUCAAAUACAGUAUCAAGCAACAGAGCUAUCAAGCUGCCAGACAGGCGCUUGGUAAAAUCCUGCACACUUUGCAGGAUUUUUACAGUCAUAGUAACUGGAUUGAACUGGGAAAAAGAGAGCCCUAUUCCAACCUGAUUAAACCAGACACCCCAAUCAGCAACAUAGCAGAUUCAGAAACAUGCAGCAAAUGUAAUGAUGAUGUCUGCACAGGAAACAUUCUGGGGGAGGUCAUUGCACAGCAGAAACUAACAUCAGGAUACUUUGGCUUGUACAAACCAAAAGGAAAGUGCAGUCAUGGAGGAUCAUUAGAUCCAUCAAGUCUGGGGCAAGGUGGCAUAAAUAAGGAUACUACAACCUCCAACCACGGUUAUCUACAUGAAGUGGCAGCAUCAGUGGCCACUGCUGCUACAAGAGAGCUACUGCAAGACAUUAGAGCAGCAGUUGGAGAUGCUGAGUUUCUUAGAAUGUUGAGACUCAGCCAGACUUCAGUGCUGUGCUUUGUUAUCGACACCACUAGCAGCAUGUCUGAAGAAAUUGACGAAGUCAGGGGAGUUAUUUCAUCCAUUAUUGACAGUAAUACAGAAACUGCAACUCAAACUUCACAAUACAUCCUGGUGCCAUUUAAUGACCCUGAUUAUGGCUCACUUACAAGAACAACUGAUCUUAACAUGUUUAAACAGCAACUCAAUUCACUUAUAGCUGCUGGUGGAGGAGAUUCUUCUGAAAUGUGUCUCUCAGCACUUCAGCUCGCCCUCACUGGAUCUCCACCACAGACCAAGAUUUUUGUUUUCACUGAUGGUGAUGCAAAAGAUAAAGUGUUGAAAAAUGCUGUGCAAGCACUGAUUGAGAGAACAAAGUCUGUAGUGACUUUCAUGCUAACUACCUCCGUUAGUUCUCGGCGUCGCAGAAGAAGUGGCAAGCGUGCGGAUGACCAACAACAAGCCUCCCCUCAGCUUUUCAAUUCACAGAUCUACCAGGACCUGGCUCAGGCCUCUGGGGGCCAUGCUAUUGAAGUCACCAAAGACACACUGUCCCAAGCAACUAACAUUAUUGCAGUUACCUCCAGAUCUACACUGGUCACUCUAUUACAGGCUGUAAGAAACUCUACAAAAGCUGAAAGCUUCUCAGUCAUUGUGGAUUCUUCUUUGCAAAAUCUGACAAUUUAUAUCACAGGCAACUCUCCAGAUUACACGAUCACUAGUCCAUCAGGAGUCUCACAGACCAGCACUGAGCUGAAUGGGGCUUUGGGGCUCAUUCAGAAAGUUGGUAACUUUCACACAGUUCGUCCAAAUAUCGCAGAAAAGGCUGGACUGUGGCUCCUCAAUAUUAACUCCAUACAGCCCUACACCAUCAGAGUUGUUGGUCAAAGCGAGGUUGACUUCCUCUUUGACUUUGUAGAACCUUCAGAAGGGCUUCAUGCAAGCUAUGCUCAAUUAAACAGCAGGCCUGUAGCAAACAACAAUGUAACCCUGCUGGUGUCAAUGGUCGGUGGGGACAGUGUGAAGCCUACAGAGGUGUCUCUGGUGGAAGCUUCAAGUUCAAACUCUUUUAAUGGGAUAAUAGAAGAGGUAACUAGUGGGAAGUAUUUAGUGACCUUCAACAGCAUUCCAGCAGGAAAGUUUACUGUUCGUGUGGCUGGACAGAUCAGUUCCUCUAGAUCCUCAGAUAACUUUCAGAGACAGUCACCAACUCAAUUCCAAACAUCAAGUGUGAACAUUACUACUCAACCUGUUGGAACAAUUGAACCAGGAAAACAAUUCACUCUGCCUUUCACAGUCACAACCAAGAGCUCUGGAGGAAGCUUUAAUAUCAGUGUCAGCAAUGAUCGCAAUUUUGACACUCGCUUUAACACAUCCAUAACUCUUGAGAGUGGGGGCAGUGCGAAUGCCACAGUAACUCUGACUGUUCCUGAAAAUACUUCCUCUGGAACUGAUGUCACUGUGACAAUUGAAGCUGAAGCACCAGAUGCAAGUGAUUUCAACUAUGCUGUGCUGCGCAUUGCUAUUGUUGCUCCGGUAAAAGAUGUUAUUCCUCCAGUAUGUGAGGCAGUUACUCUAAAUUCUAACUGCUCAGGCAACUGCAGUCUCUCCUCAUGGUACCUCACUGCCAAUGUGACUGAUGGGUCAGGUAUUCAGAGCGUGAGAGCCCUCAAGGGAAACGGCAUACUCAGCAUCACCAGUGAGCUCAAUGCCACAGGCGUGAAUGUCACUAUGGCAGUUUACGACUCCUCUUGCUGUUUCCGAGACUUGGAAUUGGUUGCUGUGGAUACAGUGGGAAAUGUUGCCACCUGCUUCAAAUCUGCUGCAUCAAGCAUCCUCACUUAUAGUGCAGAAUUUUGCUUGUUUUUACCAGUCUGCCUUUGGCUUAAUAUAGGAGUCUCAAUUUACCGAUUCAUGCAACUCUAAGAAAAAAAUCUAAAUGUAUCUGAAAUGGAAUAAUAUCAGCAUAUUUAGGUCUACAUAAUACCUGUUCAGUAAUGUUUUUUUUAUAGAGUGAGAAGUGACAAUAUGAAAUACACACUCACAAAAUCAGUAAAUAACUGGAAGGAAAUCUUACUUGCCGAAUAUACUCCGUGAUUUUAAACUCUGAAUGUAGUAGUGUCUUAUUGAAGGGUAGUACUGUAUUUUAUAUGAAUAAUUAAAUGUCAAUGCACAUAGAUAACGGUUAUGUUAAGUUGGUUAAAGAAAUUCCUAUCAGAAUGUUUUGCAUGCAAUCCAAAUUUUGUUUUAAUCAUGACACACUCAUGUUGUUAAAGUUUAAAAUAUGAAUGAAUUUUUAAAUUAGUAGGUAAUGUGCAAAGUAAAAGAAAGCAUAUAUGCAAUAUAGUGUUAUAAGUUUUUUAGUAAGACAUUUAUCUAUCUUGUUUGCAGCUGUAUAGGGGAUACACAGUCUAUUUUACUUCCAAAAUGUAAGUGCUAGCAUUUGAAAUGCAAAGAGAUAUACAAAUGAUGAUAAGGGGAUGUUACUUAACUGGUACAAAGUAAUUUGAAACAUUUAUUCCAUUAUACAGUCAUUGUGCUUUAAUUUUUCUUUUUUCUUCAAAACUAUAUAUUGAUUACUGUCUAUAUACUAUAUACUGUCUUGGAAAAAUCUUUUAUGGUUUAUUCAUUACAUACCUUUGUACUACAGUGGUACUUGGAAGUUUGUGAACCCUUAAGAAUUUUCAAUAUUUCUGCAUAAAUAUGACCUAAAACAUCAUCAGAUUUUCACACAAGUCCUAAAAUUAGACAAUGAGAACCAGAAUA
Molecule: messenger RNA, 3733 nt
Organism: Ictalurus punctatus (channel catfish)
Lineage: Eukaryota; Metazoa; Chordata; Actinopteri; Siluriformes; Ictaluridae
Product: von Willebrand factor A domain-containing protein 7
Exons: 16
Coding region: 86-2893 (935 amino acids)
Source: RefSeq, a predicted model, not a curated record